This is a messenger RNA of Podarcis lilfordi (Lilford's wall lizard), 25248 nucleotides long. NCBI's taxonomy places the organism in Eukaryota, Metazoa, Chordata, Lepidosauria, Squamata, Lacertidae. The record is from the annotation of a GenBank genome assembly.
AUGUUCUACUUCCAGCUGGUGAUUAUGGCGGGCACUGUGGUGCUGGCGUACCACUUCGAAUACACAAACACUUUCCCGGUCCACCUCCAAGGCUUCUUCUGCUACGACAGUGCCUACGCAAAGCCCUACCCUGGCCCCGAAGACACAAGCCGGGCACCUCCCGUCCUCGUCUACUCUCUCGUCACUGCUGUGCCCACCGUAACGGUAAGAGCCCAGCAGGGCACGUGGUGGGUGGGUGGGUGUGGAGGGGGUGACAACCCCCCUGCUGCUGUUGUGAGAUUUAGGGUCCACAUGUUCCCUCGGGGUAAGAUCACCAGGGAGCGUGGUUUCAGAUAUCAAAGUCUAGGGACUAAAGGAAGCAGAGGUGCAGCUAGCUCUUUCUUUGCAAAGAACUUUGAAGCUCCUCUGGAAAAAUGGUGUGGAGUUGUUCAGUCAUUUUCUUUUGUACUAGAAUUCAAGAACCAUUCCGGCAUGUAGAUCAAACAUGCCGGACACACACAUGCAGAUAUAUAUGCUUGAGAUGCAGGUAUGCUGCGACUAGCCACCAAGGUUGGGCCGAUUCAUCCAUUUCGGGCGCCUGAAAUUGACAUGCGCUCAUUCAUAAGUCAGUACUGUCCCAUUUCUGCAUUAAUCUGCAAUUAUGGAAAAAGUCAUUACAAAAAUGCAUAUGUAAAUGUGAACUUAAAUUGUAUUUUGGAAUGCAUUUUCUGAGAAAACACACACACACACAACCCUAAAUUAUGCAUUUUGGUACAUUUUAUUAGCUGAACACUACAUCACAAACUUUGGAGGCACACAUUUCAAGCUCUGCGUUCGCCUAGGAGGUUCUUGUCAGGCCACUUUGUAUAGGAAUUUCUAAUGUAUGAAUUCUUCAAGAACUGCCGCUACACGCAAAAAAUAGUCUGAGCAAGACACUCACAUAUAGGGAUAGAGGAGAAAUUAAAUUUGAAUUUCAUUUAAAGCUGAAUCCAUGAAAUCCACAUUUUCUAGAACAAUAUGCAAACCAAAACACAGCUAUCCUUUGAAAUUCACAUGUCUCUGAAUUUUGCAAUACAGUUCUCCAGCCAACCAAUGUUUACAAAAAGGCAUGUUUUAGGGGGAAGGGUGCAUAGAAAUGAAGAUAUUACUGAAAAUAACAUACAAUAGCAUUGUAUGUUUGACACGAACGUGUGUCAAAACUACGUAUAAAAUAUGUUAAUUAGGAGAAAUUCGCAGAACUAUGGAAAAAUAGGAAACCAAGAGAACCAGAACUGAAAUGUCCUUCCAUCCUUACUCUUGUGUAUGUUGAGAAUUUGCAAUGCUUCACCUCAAAUUUAUUAAUCUAAUCUAUUGUUACAUUUUAAUCCCACCCUUCCUGUAAGGAGCUCAGGGCAGCAUGCGUCUUCCCAUGUAUCCUCACAAAAUCUUGGUGAAGUGGGUGAGAGUGGGAGACAGGGAUUGGUCUAAGAGCACUGAGCAGGUAUUUGAACCCAGUUCUCCCUACACCCACAGUCAAACCCUUUUGCCAGUCCAUCAAACUGGAUCUCAUCUUAUUGAAUUAAUAUGCAGGGGAAAUUGCAGACCAAUAUGCAUACAGUAGGACUGAGCCAAGCUUACUGGGACUGUCUUCAUUGCACACAUUUAGAGUUAAUAUUACCCUACCGUUCUGUUAAACAUGCAAGCUGAAUGUCUGACUCUAUUCCCGCUGCUGCUAUCCCAGUGCCCUCCUUUAAUUCAGACGCCAUCUCUUGUCAGUGUCUGGACAAUGAUUCCCUUGGAGGAAGGACAGUGACCCACAUUGCAAGAAGGUCACUGGUUAAUGAUAUCCUGACCAACCCAAUCUUAAACUAGCUUUUUCAAAACAAUCAUCUUGCCAUCAUUUUAUCUAUUUUCAGACUUGUGUCUGUGGGAUACCCAAAGUACAGACGCAACAUUUAAAACAACAACACACUUUUUUGGGUAACAACCUCCCAAUCACCUAUUAAUUAAAAAAAAUAAUGCCCUAACUUAAAAAGCUUGUCUAAAAAAGGAUACGUUUUUGUGGGAAUGUUUAGGGAUGCAGGAGAGGAUAUAUUGUUUGAUUAUAUCCUUUCCAACUUGUGUUAACAAUUUAGCAGAGUAACAUUCCCCUUUUUAAACUUACACAGCGGAAGCGUUUGCUCAGGCUUGCUAAAGCCUCUAAAAUACGCUUUCCUUUUGGUAAUUCCCCAUUUAGUUCCUCAUAAAAGAUAGACAUGGCACAGUCUUCUAUAAAAGUAUAAAAAGAGUUUACUCACACAUUCUGUUCACAAUUGGAUCCCAGAAGGCAGACUUAAGUUAGAAAAGUAAUAUACACCUAGAAACUGUCCCAUAAGGAGACAGCUCCUUUGUUCUCUCUCGGCUGCAAGCCAAGAGAGCAUCUUAGGCUAAGCAGAUGUUGCUUCGUCAACGAAUGUGAUCAGAGAGAGAGAGAUAGCUGACCAGUCCUGCUCUUUUGUUACCUGGGCAGGUGAGGUCACGCCCACCUCUAGUCACAUGCAGAGGAAGUCUGUCCCAGACACGAGAAACAGGAAGUUCCAACUGGCUGGUCCAAACAUCCCCUUUUAUGUCCACUCUUAGGGAUGUUGUGUUUGACUGCUCUUGUGUUUCACAUCCCACAGUUUUCAGCUGUGACAUAAAACUAUACAGUGUUGAUGACAGGCUAAGCUCCAGAAGGAGCUUGUUCUGCAACCAGGGUGCUGUUGCUGACAAAUCCCUCUGAUCAAUUAGCCCCCAGAUGUCACUUAAUGCUGGAGCGACUAAUAGGGCUUCUCCAAUUGAUCUCAAGUCAUGGUCUGGUCUGGGACAAGGCAUUCCUACAGGUAGCAGAGUCUCAAACAAAAACCUUGAAUUGGGCUUGGUGACAAAUGGAGAUCCUUCAAGCCUUGCACCCAGGCAGAUCUCUGGGGGAUGCUAUCUGGUCAGGAUGCUAUAGAGCAGCCUUUCUCAACCUGUGGGUCCCCAGAUGUUGUUGGACUACAACUCCCAUCACCCCUAGCUAGCAAGGCCAGAGCUCAGGGAUGAUGGGAGUUGUAGUCCAACAACAUCUGGGGACCCACAAGUUGAGAACCACUGCUAUAGAUGCAGGUGUCCUUGCAGGAAAUGCAGACUCAUUUGGGUGUUGGGUGUUUGUUGAAGGGUGACAGAAAGAACAGGGUAAGGACAUAAGAAGAGCUUCAAGGAUCAGAUCCAGCGCCUAUCUAGUCCAGCAUCCUGUUUUCACAGUAGACAGCCAGAUGCCUACAGGAUUCCCACAGUAAAAAGAAAAGGUAAAGGACCCCAUGACGAUUAAGCCAGUCAAAGGCGACUAUGGGGUUGCAGUGCUCAUCUCGCUUUCAGGCCAAGGGAGCCAGUGUUUGUCCACAGAAAGCUUUCCGGGUCAUGUGGCCAGCAUGACUAAACCGCUUCUGGUGCAUGGAGGACUGUGACAAGUGCCAGAGCUCACAGAAACGCUGUUUACCUUCCCGCUGCAGUGGUACCUAUUUAUCUACUUGCACUGGCGUGCUUUUGAACUGCUAGGUUGGCAGGAGCAGGGACCGAGCAACAGGAGCUCACCCUGUCGUGGGGAUUCAAACAGCGCCACCCACGUCACUAGGACGCCCACAAGCAAAAUAUCACUGCAACGGCACUCUCCUCACCUGCAAUUCCUACCAACUGGUAUUCAGAGGCCUACUGCCUCUGAUGGUGCACAAAGGUUCAACUCAGGAAAUGUUUCUGCACACCAUCGUAUUUUUAUCCGAAGUCUACCAAAUGUUGUUGUCAUCUUUAGUCAGGGCAAGCCCAAGACAUUUGGGCACCGAAGGUAAACCCCAAAAUGAAGCCUAACGCUGCCAGGGAAUAAGAGGGGAGUGAAAAUCUACAUCAGAACAAGGAGGGAAUAAAGAUCUACCCUGAGAUCUGCUGCCCAUGUGGAUCCUGCUGCCUCAGGUGGUUGUCUCACCUUGCCUCAUGGGUGGGCUGGCCCUGUCAUGAUGCAUUCUUGCCAUGUGGGUUCAAAAGCAUUUGUGGACUGGAAGCCCUUUAGAAUGCAGUAAGUUAUUGUUCUGCUCUAGAAAGCCUGGACUGGAUUCUCAUUGUUGCUUCCUGCUAAGGCUUGUCCUGCUAGACUUGCUGUUGUUGUUUAGUCGUUUAGCCGUGUCCGACUCUUGGUGACCCCAUGGACCUGAGCACGCCAGGCCCUCCUGUCUUCCACUGCCUCCCGCAGUUUGGUCAAACUCAUGUUAGUAACUUCGAGAACACUGUCCAACCACCUUGUCCUCUGUCGUCCCCUUCUUCUUGUGUCCUCAAUCUUUCCCAACAUCAGGGUCUUUUCCAGGGAGUCUUCUCUUCUCAUGAUGUGGCCAAAGUAUUGGAGCCUCAGCUUCACGGUCUGUCCUUCCAGUGAGCACUCAGGGCUGAUUUCCUUAAGAAUGGAUAGGAUAAGAAUGGAUAACCCUGCUAGACUAGGAUUGCCAUAUUUCAAACUGUGAAAAUCCAGACAGAAAAGUUGUCAAGCUUUUUUUGGCAACAUCGCUUUUAAAAAUGCAAUUUUUGAGCUAUUUUUAUGGGAAAACGGCACUGUCGACAUGGGCUGCCAUACGUCCGGAUUUUCCCAGACAUUUUUCCUGAUUUCCACCUGAACACUGCUACCGACUACAGUAUUCCAUAUACUGAAAAAUCCAGACGUAUGGCAAACCCUAUCUAGACUUCCAUCCCAGCACUGUCAGAUUCCUGUCAGGUCUUUUCCUAAGUAGAAAUGAAAAAUCCAGAAAAGGAAAAUGUGCUACUUCCUCAAGGUAAUGCGUUCCAUCGACAUACUGCUGUUAUCAUUAGGGGAUGCUUCCAGAUGAUCAAAUCCUUUCCCCCCCUUCGGUCAGUUGCCUGGGGAAAAUAGACUCCUUCAAUGAUUUCUGUUGGCCUUCAUCCUGCCUGGGAGAAUGUGAAAUAGUACCCAAAAACCUUGUGGAAAUGUCCAAAAAUCCAUAAUGGAGCUUCUGACACUCCAAGUGAUUCACAGCCUUUGGCCAUUCCUUUGCAAGCCUUCUGUUGCUCUGCAAUCAUUUGUUUUUAUUGAAUAAUAAAUAAUAAUAAUAAUAAUAAUAAUAAUAAAUUUUAUUUAUAUCCCGCCCUCCCCAGCCAAAGCUGGGCUCAGGGCGGCUAAUAACAAUCAAAAUAAUCCAGCAUUCUAAAAACAUUCAUUAUAAAAUUAAUUAAAAUCAAAUUGAUGGCAACCAUUAAGCAAAAUUCUGGGCAGAUUGCCAGAGGAGGGGGUCAGGCUGCGCCCUGACCAAAGGCCUGGUGGAACAGCUCUGUCCUGCAGGCCCUGCGGAAAAAUGUCAGGUCCCGCAGGGCCCUAGUCUCUUGUGACAGAGCGUUCCACCAGAUUGGAGCCGCGGCCGAGAAAGCCCUGGCUCUAGUUGAGGCCAGCCUAACCUCUCUGUGGCCUGGGAUCUUCAGGAUGUUUUUAUUUGCAGACCGUAAAUUUCUCUGUGGGACAUACCAGGAGAGGCGGUCCCGUAAGUACGAGGGUCCUAGGCCGUAUAGGGCUUUAAAGGUUAAAACCAGCACCUUAAACCUGAUCCUGUACUCCACCGGGAGCCAGUGCAGCUGGUAUAGCUCCGGGUGAAUGUGAUCCCGCAGCGAAGACCCCAUAAGGAGUCUCGCUGCGGCAUUCUGCACCCGCUGGAGUUUCUGGGUCAGUCUCAGGGGCAGCCCCACGUAGAGCGAGUUACAAUAAUCCAAUCUGGAGGUGACAGUCGAGUGGAUCACAGUGGCUAGGUCAGGGCGAGAGAGAUAAGGAGCCAACUGCUUAGCUUGGCGGAGAUGAAAAAAUGCCACCUUUGUUAUAGCUGUAAUCUGUGCCUCCAUAGAGAGGGAGGUAUAGAAGAUUACACCCAAACUCUUAACGGACGAUGCUGACACUAAUUGCACCCCCACAAGAGAUGGGAGUUGCCCCCUCAAUCCCAUAUCGCCCCGUCCCAGCCAGAGGACCUCUGUCUUCGAAGGAUUUAACUUCAACCGGCUCCCACGUAACCAUCCAGCCACAACUUCCAGACAUCUGGUCAGUGUGUAUGGGGCCGAGUCAGGAUGGCCAUCCAUCAACAGAUAGAGUUGGGUGUCAUCGGCAUACUGAUGGCAACCCAGCCCAAAACUCCAGACAAGCUGGGCGAGGGGGCGCAUAAAGAUGUUAAAAAGCAUCGGGGAGAGAAUCGCCUGAGGCACUCCACACACCAAGGAGUGGCGCGGUGACAAUUCCCCCCCAAGCGCCACCCUCUGUCCCCGACCAGAGAGAAACGAGCGCAGCCAUUGAAGGACUGUGCCCUGGAUCCCCACGUCGGCAAGGCGGUGGUCCAGGAGUUCGUGAUCGACCAUGUUGAAGGCUGCUGACAGGUCUAGAAGAAUCAGCAGCCCCGACCCGCCUCGAUCCAGCUGCCUGCGGAGAUCAUCUGUUAGGGCGGCCAGAGCCGUCUUGGUCCCAUGACCAGUGCGGAAGCCGGACUGGAAUGGAUCGAGAGCCGAUGUUUCAUCCAGAAACCUACCAAGCUGUUCAGCAACCGCUCUCUCAAUCACCUUACCCAGGAAUGGAAGAUUCGAAACCGGGCGGUAAUUGGAUAGAUCUAAGGGAUCUAAUGAUGUUUUCUUUAAGAGCGGACGCACCACUGCCUCCUUCAGUUCCCCUGGGAAUAUCCCGGUGCCAAGGGACAAAUUGAUGAUAUCACCCAGGGGGGCCCGCACCUCGUCUGGACACGCUCUAAUCAGCCAAGACGGGCACGGGUCAAGAGGACAGGUGGUGGGCUUUCCAGCUCGGAGGAGUCUGUCCACAUCGGCUGGGGAUAUCCGGUCAAAGUGGUCCAAUACUGGACCCGAGGACAGUCGAGGGCCUCCAGUUCCUUUAUUGUAUCCAAAUUGGCAGGGAGGUCAUGGCGGAGCAACAGGACCUUCUCCGCAAAAAAGCUCGCAAAUGCCUCAUAGCUGUGUGUCAAAUUGUUAUUUAAAUUUGGCUGUCCUUCAAGGGACGUUAAAGACCUAAUUAUACUAAAUAAUUGCGCCGGGCGAGAGCUAGCGGAGGCAAUGGAGGCCGAGAAGUAGGACUUCUUAGCGGCCUUCACUGCCAUCUCGUAGGUUUUCAUAAAAACCCUAUAAGAUGUUCUUGAGGCUCCGUCACGGGCACCCCGCCAUACUCGCUCUAGCUGUCUGAGGUCCCGCUUCAUUUUCCGGAGCUCCUUGGUAAACCAGGGAGCCCGGUUUCUGCGGGGUCGCAGAGGGCGCCUAGGUGCGAUCUCAUCGAUGGCUGCUAGGAGCUGGAUAUUCCAGCCCUCAACAAGCUCAGUCAAUGAGUCGCCAGGGGGAGCAAGGUCCCGCAAGGCCUGACAGAAUCUAUCAGGGUCCAUCAGCCUCUGCGGGCGAGCCCAAAUUGGCUCGCCACCUAAGCAGGGUGGGGGUGGAAAAUUAAUCCUGGCUUUCAGAGCGUAGUGAUCAGACCAUGGCACCUUCAUCGAAGGAGACAUGAUCACAUCUAUACCGACGCCAAAGAUCAAAUCCCAGCGUGUGGCCUGCUUGAUGAAGGAUUUUCAUCAUUAACAAGGAUACAUUCAACAUCUCUGUUUUCAAUUCAUAGGGUCCUUUCUACAGGUCUGUUACAUUCGGCAUGAAACUCUGCUGUCAUAGACCUUGUGAGAUGUGGGGGGAGAGAAACUGGGAGGGGGGGUGGGAGGAAAGAAGAGGGGAUAAUGAUCUUUCAUGCUUUUGCUUACUGUAUGUGCAGAGCUUUUAUGUCAGCGUCACGAGAUUUUGCCAGCAAAAGCAGACAAAUAAAGAACCUCCAAUCCUAUUUUUAAAUAUCGAUCUAAUUUGUUUACUUAUUUUCUUCGCCCUUCCCUCCCAUUUUUGAGCUGUGUUUCAUCAUCGUGUAGUUCCGAGUAUAUACAGUGGAGACAAUGAUAAUAAAUAAUAAUUAUCACAAUUAGAAAAGCCUUAGACUUUAAACCAUAGCGUCACCUCAGUCCAACUGAUGGGGAAAAACCACAUAACCAUGGUGAAAACCCUAGGUAAAGGUAAAGGGACCCCUGACUAUUAGGUCCAGUCGUGGCCGACUCUGGGGUUGUGGCGCUCAUCUCGCUUUAUAGGCCAAGGGAGCCGGCGUACAGCUUCCGGGUCAUGUGGCCAGCAUGACUAAGCUGCUUCUGGCGAACCAGAGCAGCGCACAGAAACGCCGUUCACCUUCCCGCUGGAGUGGUACCUAUUUAUCUACUUGUACUUUGACGUGCUUUCGGACUGCUAGGUUGGCAGGAGCUGGGACUGAGCAAUGGGAGCUCACCACGUUGUGGGGAUUAGAACCGCCGACCUUCUGAUCAGCAAGUCCUAGGCUCUGUGGUUUAACCCACAGCGCCACCUGCGUCCCAAUGGUGAAGACCCUACUCAAUCCCAAAAGCUUGGAUUGCACCUGCAAACUAUGCCUAAAUCUCAGUAACGAGGGAGCCAGACCUGCUUCUAGAGGGCGGGAGUAUAUAUAUUUUCUAUUUUUUUCUUGAAAUAAUUUUACCCUCUCCCUCCCAUGGAUGCUGUUUCUCCCCCGCUUUCAUCCCAGGAAGAGGGAAAGAAUAGGGAAGGCAGCAGCUGUGAUUUGACUCCCCUCCAGCCAUUUCUACGCCUGCAUCUGUGGCUUCUCUGCUGCUGCAGUCUGUCUGCUUCUCUUUAUGGCAGCUUCUGCUCCCUUGGGGUUGGGGAGAUGGGGCAUGUCUCUCCUCACAGGCCCAGCUCCCUCUGAUGGUCCAAUCCAUAGGGCAUCUCAGUGCUGCUGCCCACCCCACAACCACGGUACCAUCUAGUGGGGAAGUGAUAUAGAUAGAGAAAGCGCGCCUCGGUUUAAGAAUGGUUUUGGUUUAAGAACAGACUUCCGGAACGGAUUAAGUUCGUAAGCCCAGGUACCACUGUAGCUCCCUACUAACUGACUGGGGAAGUGAAAUAUUAAGUGAGAUUGUUGGGCUAAAACCCUGCAGAUGGGUGAAUGGGCCAUAGGCUGUUGCAAAGAACUCUUUGCCAAGCAGACUGUUCAGAGAUGUCUGAAAGAAAGAUUAAAUAUUCCUGCUCAUCCCCCAAAAUAGUCCUCUUGGCUGGUACAUCGUGUGACUGUAUACCCUGGGUUUCCCACAACAUUUAAACCACACCUUUGGCAUACCAACAUGUGAAAUGUGGAGAAAAGAUGAGCAGGUCCCCCACCCCCAAAGUAGUCUGUGGUCCAUGAAAGUCUAUGCUGAAAUUUGGGAAUUUUUGUAUUUUUAUGUUGUGAACUGCCCUGAGUUAUUCAGAUAAAGGGUGGUAUACAAAUUUAAUAUAUGGAACUAAAAAUAAAUAAAUGCCUGUCCAUAAUUAAUCUAUAUACAGUCAUACCCCGGGUUACAGAUGCUUCAGGUUGCGUUUUUUCGAGUUACGGACCUCCAAAACCCGGAAGUACCGGAACGGGUUACUUCUGGGUUUUGGCGUUCGAGCAUGCGCAGAAGCGCUAAAUCACGCUUUGCACAUGCACAGAAGUGCCGAAUCACAAACCCACGAGUGCGCAGGUGCACACGGAUCACGUUCGCAACCUGAGCGUCCACUGUACACACAAUAUUGCCAGAAAUGUAAAAAGCUUAAACAAACGGAACUAAGAGAAGCUAAAGGACACCUCCGGUUUUUCCAAAAGAACUAUUCUUUAGUUGGGUGGGUGUGUAAUUUUUUUGAGGUUAUAUAUAUGUGUAGUGACUACAUUUCAUAUACAGUGGUACCUCAGAAGUCAAACAGAAUUUAUUUCGGAAGUCUGUUUGACUUCCAAAACGUUCAGGAACCAAGGCGCGGCUUCCGAUUGGCUGCAGGAGCUUCCUGCAGCCAAUCAGAAGCUGCAUCAGACGUUCAGGUUCCAAAGAACGUUCACAAACCGGAACACUCACUUCCCUGUUUGCAGUGUUCAGGAGCCAAAACAUUCAAGUCGCAAGGCGUUCACGAACCAAGGUACGACUGUAUUUUAUUUAAAGGGGGGGAGGAAAUGUGGAUUUAUUAUUAUUCAAUUCAAUUUAAUUUAUUUAAAUUUUUAUUUUUGAAAUGAGAUAAUAGACCCUCUCAUAGUCACUUUACAGUAUGGAAAGCAGGAUCACAUAUAACUAUUCUGAUACCACCAUGAGCAUAACUGAAGAUUUAAAAAGAAUGUCUGGAGAAAUCCUAAGUAACAAAUGUCAGGAUUAGUAGCAGAGAUAAACAUAAUUUUACAUGGUUUUCUGAUAUUACCCUCAAACUCGGGCAAAUAGGGAUUGCAAUAGAUUCUCUUCUUCUAUCGGAUGAGUCACAAAUCUUCUCUCUCAUCAAGCAGAGACUGCUAAGACCAUGAAAUCCCAAAACUCUACCUCUCCCAGCCUUUUGUAUGUUCAUCUGCUUACUUAGGAUUGCAGCCCUACCAUGGAGUAAUGCCUAAUUACUUUUAUAAUCUAGAUAUCGCAUCGCAGAGCUUUUAUGCUAGCUCGUCUAAAUGCAUUCCCCUCAUCUGUUUUGUUCGGAAGGUUUCCAAAAAUCCCCUUCCAGAACAGAUUCUGCUCCUGUAAUAAGAAAACACCAGAUACAUCACGUAAUUUUGGACUGCCCUCUUCUCGACACCUGUGGCAGAGAUCUCCUUGUGCUUUCCUUACAUCCUAAAAUAUCAAUUUACAAAGAGUCUGUAAUCCAAUAUUUAUUGAGGGAUGAUACUCCUGAAACUACCAAGAUUGUUUCGGGGUAUUUUCCCGAGAUCUUUUAAGCUAAAUCUAAAGUUGCCUGAUUUACUCAAUGGCGGCUAUCUAGACUUUUAUAUAUUGUGUGUGUUUUGGAUUAUUAAUGCAUUUGGAUGACAUUGUAUAAUUUUAUUGCUUAAACUUAUGCCAAUAAAGGCCAAUAACAAUAGCAAUAACAGUAUCUCUGUAGACAGGUAAAGGUAAAGGUAAAGGUAAAGGGACCCCUGACCAUUAGGUCCAGUCGUGGCCGACUCUGGGGUUGCGGCGCUCAUCUUGCUUUAUUGGCUGAGGGAGCCGGUGUACAGCUUCCGGGUCAUGUGGCCAGCAUGACUAAGCCGCUUCUGGCAAACCAGAGCAGCGCACGGAAACGCCGUUUACCUUCCCGCCAGAGUGGUACCUAUUUAUCUACUUGCACUUUGACAUGCUUUCGAACUGCUAGGUUGGCAGGAGCAGGGACCACCAACGGGAGCUCACCCCGUCUUGGGGAUUCGAACUGCCGACCUUCUGAUCGGCAAGUCCUAGGCUCUGUGGUUUACCCCACAGCGCAACCCGCGUCCCUUAUCUGCAGACAGGAGCAGACCUAAAUUGGACUCGGCUGGGGACCAGAGUCAAAGAGCAGAAUUAGGUAGUCACAUCUUUUUCUGCAGCAAGCGCCCAUAUAUUUGUUUCAGCCAUAUAUGGUCUCAGAAAUGGAGGCCCUGUCUUGCUAAAUAAGUGUGUUGGACCCACAAGUGGUGUAAAAUCACUGUGUCAGAAGCACUUUCAAAGAAACAGAUUCUUUCUCACUUCAGUGGUUAAUGAAUUGGGCUUGACUUGGCCAAAGCUUAUCUUUUCUCUCUCUCUUACCCAUCCUGCGUCAGAUUCUUGUUGGAGAACUGGCUGCCUUCUUCCUCCAGCCUGAGAGACGCGAGGAGAAGACAAUCAUCUCAGGAGAGUGUUGCUAUUUCAACCCCCUUCUACGGCGCAUCAUCCGUUUUCUGGGUAAGUGAAAGAUGACUUUACCACGCUGCCUUGUUUUCUUGCCUCAAGGUCACUCCCAAGAUUCCCUCCUCACUUUCAGCUCCACCUGUUUAAGAGUUAUGUGAGCAGAAUUCCCUGAUCCGGACCUUGUGCAGAAUAUGGAUCAAUAAGCUCUCCAAGCCGAGAAAAAUAGAGUUCCAAAGUUUUACUGCAAACCAUCUUUUAACUGGUUACGAAAAAAGUUAACUGACUAAAAUACAAAUCAGCUCAUUGCUCUUAAACAACUAGCAAUGCAGUCCAGUUUUCUUUAGGUUCUUACCUAAGGACUGUUCUCUCUCUGGUCCCAGAGAGAGACACAAAUAAGCAAGUUAUCUGGCAAUAUGCCGGCAGUUUCUAAGAGAGGCCCAGUUUCCUAGUCAUCAAUUAACAUAAACACUGAAGCAAAAGGCCUAUCAGCACUUCUGUUCAGCCCAUGAUUUCAAGUGUUUUCAAAUCACAGAUCUGAGAGGUGUUUUUUUUGUUUUUUGUCCCACUCCUUUCCCAAGAAAAGGAGCUGUUUAAUACUGAAUUGGAACAGAAAACUCGAUUGACGUUUGUUCAAAUUUGACAGUAAAUGACAAGGUUUUGUGGGGAAAGCAGUGGGACAAAAAAAUAUUUCUCUUGGACCUGCAACAUGAAAUCAUGGGACAAAUGAAACUGUGGAUGGCCCCAAAGUUGUAGCAGCUUUAGCUUCACUAGCACCUUUUUUUUGCACUUGCCACAGUUCUCUGCAAAGCAGACGUUCUGCAGAUGCAAAGCUCACUAUGUUCCACACAUAAUGCACACUAGGACUGGGCGAUAUCUCGUUUUCAACAUCGCAGUAUAUGGCCAGCUAAACAUCGCGAUAUACAGAUUUAUCAUGGUGUCUGAAAUAAGGAGGGAGCUAUGUAGAGGCAUUGGUGAGCCUCACAGUUUUUCCUGCAUUGUGAAUUUUGCUCUUGUGAUUCGCUGCCCCUUGCUUGAGGCAGGGGAGCGCUGAGCCAGCAGAGUUAAUGAGAGAUGCAGGAAUCGAGAGACCCAUUGGCUGGCUUCAUGGUUUUGCCCACGUUGUGAUUUUUGUAUAGCGCACACAUACAUGAUAAUUCACGAUAUACUGCCAGGCAGGGCCGGAUUUAGGUUUGAUGAGGCCCUAAGCUAUUGAAGGUAAUGGGGCCCUUUAUAUGUCCAGCUGUCCUUUGUCAACAACAAAUUGUCACUGUUUUUGCAUGUGUUGAAUAUAUGCUAUAUGGUAAUUUAUGGACCUAAUAGGUAUUUAAAGCCAUUUGCACAUAACAAAAUAUGUAUUUUAUCAAAGUAAUUGUUGAACUGAAAUUCAAUUAAGAAGUAUAUUAAUAGUGAAAUAAUUGUUAAGCUCUAACUUAAAAUGAUUUUUUAUUCAUAACAAACUUAAUAAUGCAAACACAUUGGCAUUUGGCAAUAACAAAAGUUCCUUUAGAAACACAAUUUACAAAGACUUAUAAUCUAGUCUCUAUAAACUUGCUAUAACAUGAAAUAAUAAUAGGUGUAAAUAUAUGGUGCAAAUUACUAAUAAUUAUAAAUAGCAGAAUGUAGGCACUCUCUAUAUAGAAAUGAGCAAAUCAGUAAUAUUUUAGGGAGCAGGCUAGCAGGCGGGGCCCAUGACUUACAUCAUAGGAGCCUAGACAACACAAAACACUGUUGCUGUAUGUAGGUUUUAAUUUAUUUGUUUUUUAUCUUAUAUUUUGGAAAUGUACAUCCAGGUUUCCCCCCCCCUUAAUUUUUUUGGGGGGAAGGGGCCCAAGAGAGUGGGACCCUAAGCUACAGCUUGUUUAGCUUAUACGUAAAUCCGGCACUGCUGCCAGGCGAAAAAUUAUGAAACCGAUAUCACGAUAUGGACUUCAAACCAGUUUUGGACGAUAUAUCGUUUACAAACGCCAGCUUCCCCACCUCCAGCUGCUCAUCUCCUUCCUUUCAGCCCAUUUCUUCCCCUUUCCUUCCCCACAGGCAUUUAUUCCUUUGGCCUCUUCACUACCACUAUCUUUGCCAACGCUGGCCAGGUGGUGACCGGAAACCAGACUCCGCACUUCCUGUCGGUGUGUCGACCCAACUACACUGCCCUCGGCUGCCAGGCGCCCCCAGGCACCAUCUACGUCACGGACAAGGCCGCCUGCACGGGGAACCCCGCCCUGGUCACCGCCGCCCGCAAGGCCUUCCCCUCCAAGGAUGCUGCUCUCAGUGCCUACGCUGUAGCCUAUACUGUGGUACGAGGCUCUGGUGGGUGGAGGGGCCAGGGAAAUGGGUUUCGGAGUGAGGAGGGAGCUGAAGUGGCAGGGGUACGAAGAAAGCGCCCAUCUCUUCCCACAAGGACAUGUUGGAUGUGGUGGAGGUGACUGCUGGGCCCGACCUUUCAGAGGCCACCUACACCAAGUUUUCCCAAACUUGGGUCUCCAGCUGGUUUUGGGCUACAAUUCCCAUCAUCCCUGGCCACUGCUCCUGCCAGCUAGGGAUGAUGAGAGUUGUAGCCCCAAAACAGCUGGAGACUCAAAUUUGGGAAAUCUAGGGUUUCCAUAUUUCAAAAAGGGAAAACCAGGACACCCUGAAAGUUAGGAAGACCCCAAAAUUGUUGAGUUGUGGUUUUUUUUAGGAAAACCCAAAAGCUGUAGAGUUGCUUUUUUUUAAUAACAAAAACGCCCCCCAAAACCACAUUCUUGCUUAAAAUCCAGGACAAAGCGUCACCUUUUGGAAAUUCCCUCCCAAACGUCAUUUCUGCCUUUGAAAUCCUGAUAAUGUCUGGGGAAAUCUGGAUGUAUGGCAGCCCUGGGGAAAUCCUGACCUAUGAUCACAAGGCAUGCCAGCCAGCUCUGGGUUUUGCUUGCCCCGCCCCAAAGUGGGUUCCUUAGGAGGGCUGGGGUGCCUUCUGAUGGGCAUGAAGGAAAAACGAGGGGAGGAAUGUGGGCCUUUUGCUAUCAAGGCUCAGAAAAGAAAUGGGUUUCGUGGCUCAGCAGUGUCACAAAGUGUUGCCUGUUCUGAGCAGAGAACCUACCUUCUUUCCAGAUGGAGAAGACUGAAUGGUCUACCGCCACAGUUGGAGGCAACCCUGCUUCUGAAUACCUGUAGCUGGAAACCACGGGAGGAGAGAGGGCUUUUGGGCUCAUGUUCCCCUCGCUGGUUCCCCACAAGGCGUAUCUGGUUGGCCACUGUGAGAACAGGACGCUGGACUAGAUGGGUCCAUAGCUGUCAACCGUCCCUUAUUUGGCGGGAAAGUCCCUUAUCCCAGCACCGUGUCCCGCUGCUGUCCCUUAUUGAUGAUGUCCCUUAAAUUUCCCGGGUUUCAAAGGAAGCAGCUCCUCUCCUUCCCUCCCUGCUGGCCAGGGAGGAGGGAGGCUCCAGCUGUGUUGCUUGGUUGCCCGCCCCGCCCCCCUCCGGCCUCCUCUCACCAGCCUCAGCCCCCGGGAGCCCCUCCCCGCCAGGACUGGCGGGAGCCUCGGGCCCUUCCGCCACCAUCCUCCUCACGGCCGCUGAACUGAGCCUCUCUGCCUGGGGUAGCAUCUUUGUAGCUUGGAUUUCGUUUUGCACGAAAAGUGGUUGCUGCUUGUAGUUAUUUAAUUGCAGUAUUUCAUCAGUUUGAGCAGCAACCUCUGGAAAUUAUCUGGUCCCUUUUAACUCCUUAUUUCAGGUGGUUGAGUAAAAUCCCUUAUUUUGGCUGCUGAUCCCUUAUUUUCGAGGCUGCUGGUCCCUUAUUUUCGAGGCUGCUGGUCCCUUAUUUUCAAAUCUGUAAGUUGACAGCUAUGGAUGGGUCAUUGGCCUGAUCCAGCCAGCGAGUUUGUUUCUAUGUUUCUAAAUAAUUUCCCUUUGCCUCUUCAACAACAUCUGGGGGACGCCCAGGAUCAGCAAGAAAGACUUUAGCUGGGGUGGUGGCAGCAAUCUGCUAUGGGGUGGGAAUACAUAAAGGCGGGAAUAAAGGCUCAUCCAAACUUCCAUUUGCUCCACUACUGAAUUGGAACCAAUGGCAAUUGGUUUCCUGCAGAAUGCUGAUUGUUCCACAGAGAGGAUUUCCAGGAAAAGCGACAGAGCAGAGGCAAAAUUGCUCGGACCAGAAAACCGCCCAGACCUGUGCUUUCUAGGCAAGGGACAAGCAGAAGUGUGGAUGAGCCCUUAAUAUCUGCAUAUCGAACAAGACUUUUCAAUGUGUUUGCCUGUGUUUGUUUGUGUGUGUGUGUGUGUAAGAGAGAGAAAAGAAGGAGAGAGAAGAUACAUGGGCUCUGCCUUGGGCAGCAAAAUGUCUUGGGGCAAGCAGUGGAUGUCAGCCGCGAACGAGGGAGAAAUUCAUCAUAUCAAAGAACUGGAAGAGACCAAAAGAUGAUUAGAGCAGCCUCUAUCCUGGGCUGCAGAGCCAGCUUCCCCAUUAGGUUUCUUCCUGCAUAUAAAACACAGCGCAAUUCAGACCAUGCAGUGCUGCCGAAAGGUGCUUGCUUAUUUACUAGCUUUGUGCACUCGCUGGUUUCAUGAUUAAGAUUUACAUGAUUAAGAUUUAUUAUUAUUAAGAUUUUCAUUAUUAACAUGAUUAAUAAGCUGAACAACCAGCUCUAGAGAACAAAGCAGCCGAGUCUUGCAGGAAGAAAGACACACAUGCACAGAUGCACUGCUGGCCAAACUGACUUGGCGGAGAACCUUUCCCGACCCCAGAUAUGUGGGCUGGUCAGCCCCCCCGAGAAUGAAGAAAAGGAGCCUUCCCACAGGAGAACCGAUAUGGGGCACACUGUUUCAAUUGGGGUUAAAGCAGUGCUGUGUGUACUGAGCUUUCCAUUGUGUGUGUGUGUGUGUGAGAGAGAGAGAGAGAGAGAGAGAGAGAGAGAGAAUUAGGGAGGAGGCACAGUGGUCAGGGGCAGGGAUGCUGACUUGCCCCCACUAUUGAGGGAUCCAAUGUCUGAUGUCACAUGACACGUCAUGCAAUGUGCUGAUUUCGCACGCGCCACGUAGUGCGAAGCGCUGAUGUAACGUGGGGGCCUGGCUCCCUCCUUAAGAACUUUGUGAGGCGCACAAAGUAUCUUGGCCCCCUCUAGCUGACACACCUGGUCACAGGUCUUGGGGAAAUGUGGUGGCGGCAGCUACAGGAAUGUAGGAAAUUGCUGGUUGCUCUAAGGCCCAUUUCAGUGGGAAGUCGCGGGGGGAGGGCGGGGAAUGAUUCAGGACUCUGCAGUUGACUGCUACCUCUCUGGAAGCAAUACAGAAUAUUCGCAAUAAGAACUGUAAACCCGCCUUCUUUAUUUACAUUUUAAAAAGACCACAAUAUAAUAGCUGUGCAUCCUGCAAUGCCCACUGCUCUCUUAUGCGUUCCUAACGCCCUCCAAGGAAGACUAAGCAACUGCCCCCACUGCCAGCCUCCGACUGUGACCCUCUGUUGCUCCUCCCUCCCCCUGCAGAUGUACGUGACCCUGGUCUUCCGGCUGAAGGGCUCUCGCCUGGCCAAGCCCUCCCUGUGCCUGGCUCUCUUGUGCCCUGCUUUCCUGGUGGGUGUGGUUCGCGUUGCGGAGUAUCGGAACCACUGGUCCGAUGUGCUGGCGGGGUUCCUCACCGGUGGGGCCAUUGCUGCCUUCCUGGUAAGUGAUGGUGUGUCUGUCGUGGGCAAGACUGAAGGCAGGCAGGGGGAGGUGGGGCUUCCACAUAGGACAUGGGGAAGAGAGAGCUCGGGCCGCCCCACCUGCAGAUGAAGGAUGUUAUCUGGUGCAAGACCUUGAGAUGCAGGGAGAUGGGCUAGAUACUCAAGAGUUGUGCCAUGUGGGCCUUCAAGGGGGGAAGGGGGGACUUCGUGAGCAGUAGACUAAUGUUCUGUUCUCUUCGUUCUUUUCUCUUUGGCGAUUAAUAAUAAUAAUAAUUUUUUAUUUAUAUCCUGCCCUCCCCAGCCGAAGCCGGGCUUAGAGCAGCUAACAACAGUAAAAGUAACACAGUUUACAUAAAAUCACAAUCAGUUAAUUGAAAUACAUUCUAAAGUCAAUUCAAUUCAGAGUCAAAUUAAUGGCAACCAUUGGGCUCGAGUUCUAUGAGGAUUACAGAAGGAGAGAGGGGGUCAGAUUGUGCCUUGGCCAAAGGCCUGGUGGAACAGCUCUGUCUUGCAGGCCCUGCGGAAAGUCCCGCAGGGCUCUAGUCUCUUGUGACAGAGCGUUCCACCAGAUCGGGGCCACGGUUGAAAAAGCCCUGGCUCUGGUUGAGGCCAGCCUAAACUCCCUGUGGCCCGGGAUCUCCAAGGUGUUUUUGUUUGAAGACCGUAAGGUCCUCCGCGGGACAUACCAGGAGAGGCGGUCCCAUAGGUAUGAGGGUCCGAGGCUGUAUAGGGCUUUGAAGGUUAAAACCAGCACCUUAAACCUGACCCUGUACUCCACCGGGAGCCAGUGCAGCUGGUAUAGCACCGGGUGAAUGUGAUCCCGCAGUGAGGACCCCGUAAGGAGUCUUGUCGUGGCAUUCUGCACCCACUGGAGUUUCAAGGGCAGCCCACAUAGAGUGAGUUCUAUAAUCAAGUCUGCAGGUGACCAUCACGUGGAUCAUAGUGGGUAGGACAGGGCGAGAGAGGUAAGAAGAUUGUCUUCCAUAAACACGGUUUUAACAAUGCGUCCCUAAGUGACUGUGGAGGCCAAUUCUGGAUCCACAUGUCCUUCCACAGUGGGGACAUAGGUUUCCUGGUGGGAGUUGAUCACGGUGAGGGUUUGCCAAGCGUGCCUUCCUCUUAGCACUUUUCUCCCUUUCGUCCUGAAUUCAAGUGUCCUCAAUGCCCAUGACACCUUUGGUAAAGGCUGUUCUCCAGUUGGAGCACUCGCAGGCCAGUGUUUCCCAGUUAUCAGUGCUUAUACAGUGGUACCUCGGGUUAAGUACUUAAUUCGUUGCGGAGGUCCAUUCUUAACCUGAAGCACCACUUUAGCUAAUGGGGCCUCCUGCUGCCGCUGCGCAAUUUCUGUUCUCAUCCUGAAGCAAAGUUCUUAACCCGAGGUACUAUUUCUGGGUUAGUGGAGUCUGUAACCUGAAGCGUAUGUAACCUGAAGCAUAUGUAACCCGAGGUACCACUGUACUAUAUUUUUUCAGAUUUGCUUUGAGAGCAUCUUUAAACCUCUUUUGUUGUCCACCGGCAUUUCGCUUUCCAUUCUUAAGCUGGGAAUAGAGUAGUUGCUUUGGAAGACGAAAGAAGCCUAAUUUAAUAAGUGUCUGCACAGCAGUUACAGGAGCCUCCUCACCAGAUUAUUAGUAUUAUUAUCAGAUUAGUACUUCACCUACACCGAAGCCUCUAGGUGCCGUACAACAUACAAAGUAGGAAAUGCAAUUACAUGGAAACAUUGGCAAGCAUUGUGCAAAACUACGUGUAAAAAGCUUGCCUCUCCAAAAUAACAGCCUCCGUAAAUAAUGUUACAAACCAAAGCAGGGGUGAGAUGUUAAUUCUAAAGCCCUAAAAAUCCUACCACUGUUAAAGCUGACAAAAUUGCCAAGGACUACAGAAAAAUGAACAAACUUGUGGGGUGGGGCAUAGCUUUGCCUGGCACCGAAAAGAUGGCACAGAAGGCACCAGGUGAUCUUCCCUGGGGAAAGUGUUCUAUAGAAAUGGUGCCAUCACCAAAAAAGUCCUGUCUCUUGACGCCACUCUUGUUUGUUUGUUUGUUUGUUUGUUUGUUUGUUGUAAUUUCCAAUUUUAUACAUUUCAAUAAUUUUACAAUCAUUUUAACAUUUCAGUUUUGAUGUAUUUUUGUUUUUAGUUAUACUUUUCAAGUUUAUACAUUUCAUUAGUUUCACAAUCAAUUUAACAUUUCAAAAUAUGACUUCCUUCCCUCUCUUUCUGCAGUUUAAAAAAUACAUUCUGCAUAUCCAAAUUCAUUUAAUUUGCUCAUUUAAUUAUCUACUUUAAAUAUAUACUCUUAUGAAACUGCAGGUUAUUACAAUAAUCCUGCUAAUGUUUCUAUCUGUUUGCAAUUUAUCUGGAAAUAUAUCAUUCUAACAUUCAUAACUUGACUUCCUUCCCCCUCAUCCUGCAGUUCCUUAAAUUCAUUUUAAAUAUUUUCUGCAUAUCCAAAUUAACUGAAUUUGCUCAUUUAUUCAUCUACUUUAAAUACAUACUCUUACAAAACUGCAGGUUAUUACCAUAAUCCUGCCAGUGUUCUUAUCUGUUUACAAUUUAUUUGUAAAUAUUCAACAAACCGUUUCCAUUCUUUUAUAAAAAGUUUGUUAUCUUGAUUUCUUAUUCCUCCAGUAAGUUUCACCAUUUCUAUGUAUUCCAGAAGUUUUUGUAUCCAUUCUUCCUUUGCUGGGACUUCUGUUAUUUCCACUUUGGGGCAAGUAACAUUCUUGCUGCUGUAGUUGCAUACAUGAAUAAAUUUCUAUACAGUUUGGGUAGAUCUGUCCCUACAAUUCCCAACUUGAUGCCACUCUCUAUACUUCAAGUGGAGACAUAAUUUUCAAAUAAAAACAUCUUGAAGGUCCCAGGCCACAGAGAGGUUAGGCUGGCCUCAACUAGAGCCAGGGCUUUUUCGGCUGUGGCCCCGAUCUGGUGGAACGCUCUGUCACAAGAGACUAGGGCCCUGCGGGACUUGACAUCUUUCCGCAGGGCCUGCAAGACAGAGCUGUUCCACCAGGCCUUUGGCCAGGGCACAGCCUGACUCCCUCCUUCAGCAAUCUUCGCGGAGCUCUGGCCCAAUGGUUGCCAUUGGUUUGAUGUGAAUUAAUUUUAUAAUGAAUGAUUUUAGAGUGUUGUGUUGUGUUGUACUGUUGUACUAUUUUAUUUUUGUUAGCCGCCCUGAGCCCGGCUUCGGCUGGGGAAGGCGGGAUAUAAAUAAAAUUUAUUAUUAUUAUUAUAAGAGAGCCCCCACUGACAAUUAUAAGGUUAAGAUAGGCUUAUUUAGGAGGAGUUCAGGUACCAGGUUCCUAAGCUGCAUAAGAGUUUAAAAGUUAAUACCAACACUUUGAAUUGGGCCUGGAAACAUUCUAGCACCCACCUGUGUAAUAUCCUCAGAACACCUGAUCCUAGUAAGUCACCGUGCUGCCAAAUUCUCCACCAACUGAAGUUCUGAACCAACUUCAAUGGCAGCCUCCUGCAUUAAUCUAGAGGGAGGUUACCAGAGCAUAGGUCACUAAUGCUAGGCUAUCUCCAUCCAAGACAGGGUCACAGUUGUGCCACCAGCAGUCCACACCACAGGGAACGUCUGUGCCUUCAGUGGUAACAAUGGAUGUAGGAAUGUUCCCAGUCUCCUUCAGGAAGAGUACAACCACCUCCAGAACUGGCUGGGUACCACUUCUCUGGACCAAGAAGCCAUCGUCAAACAGCACCUCUGUCUUGUUUGGAUUUAGCCUAAUUUUGUUGCUCUCAUCCAGUCCAUUGCUAUGCCCAGCACAUCCACACCCAGAGGAGAUGAAAAGGAGAAAUGUGUUUGUGUGUCCAUCCAAAAAGUUGAUAAUGCACUCCAGGAUACCCCACUUGGCAGUUUAAUGUACUGUAGAUAUUAAAUAGCAUAGGGGAUAAGAUUGAACCCUGUGGAGCCACAACCCCUAACUAGGUCAGCCAUCCCAGAAGCGUACCAUGGUAGAUGAUGCCAGAAAUGGUUAGAGCAGUUCUCAACCUGUGGGUCCCCAGAUGUUGUUGGACUACACUCCCAUCAUCCCUGAGCUCUGGCCUUGCUAGCUAGGGGUGAUGGGAGUUGUAGUUCAACAACAUCUGGGUACCCACAGGUUGAGAAAAACUGGCUAGAAGAACCAAGAGGAUCACAUUUCUACUGUCUCCUUCCUAGCACAGGGCAACCCAAGGUAGUGACAAAAGCACACCUAACCCUCGGUUGAUAUGGAUCCAGAAAACCAGUGUCCUCCAAGAAUAUCUGCAUCUGAUCAGGUUUGGUGGUGCCUUUUAACAGGACCUUACCAGGGUUUCAUUUGAGUUCAUUUAUGAGCAUGGAAGUGUUUGUUUAAAUGCCAGCAGGUGGUGGUAUUGCUGCAGGGGACCUCAAAUUAACUGCUGUAAGGGACCUCAAGAAACACCAGGAACAACUUAACAUGACACAGCAGGGGGUUAUUGGAAUUGUAGUCCAAGAACUUCAGGAGGCCCGAUGAUACUCAUACCUUCCCUGGGUACUGUAGUGCACAUAGAACUGAGUCCUGCAGCCCCAAACAAAUUGUGUGGCUCAUUGUGUGGCUAGGGUACUCUUUCCCCAUUGUGGGAAAAUAAUGUGUGACUGCUUGGGCCCCCUUUGGUCUGACCCAGCAGGGCUUUCCCCAUAUAUGGAAAGGAGUCAAGGAGCUUGGCCAAUAGCCGUUGGCACGGAGUCAAGGAAGGCUAGCAUUAGCAGAAAGUGCCAUAUGUGGUGGACCGGUAAAAGGGUAAAAGAGUAUUGGGUAAUAAUUCAUAAUGAAAUGAAGAAAAUGUUUAUAAGUACUUUUCCAGAGUCCUUUUUGUUGAGGAUAAUUCAGCCGGAAAUUCCCAGGUGUCAAAAAAGGUUAUUUUUGUAUGCCGCCACUGUGGCCCGUGUUUUGUUAGCCCAAAAAUGGAAAACGAGCGAUGUCCCAACCAAAGAAGAAUGGCAACUUAAACUGAUGGAAUAUGCACAGCUUGUGGACCGAACAUAUAGAAUAAGAGAACAAUAAGAACGUACAUUUAAAGAAGAUUUGAAGAUGUUUAUUGCAUAUAUGGGGGGCGGGAAUUGUGUACACUCGAAAACAUGGGCAGCAUUAAGAUAAAUUCAACAAUGCAAACAAGGUUUGAUGGAUGUAAUAAUGGAAUACUGAAUGGUUUAGUUUAUGUAAAAUAUGCAGGGAUUUAUGUUAUGCAAAAUGAACCAUGGAAAGAGAAGAGGGGAAGUCAUUGAUGUUUUAAGGUUGUUUAAAUGCAUUUUCUAAAGUGUAAAACAGAAAAUUUAAUAAAAAAUAUGCACAAAAAGGAAAAAAAGUAAAGGAAAGGACUUGGGGAGCUUGGCCUAUAGCCAUGUGCAUGGAGUCAAGGAAGGCUAGCAUGAGCAGAAAGUGAAGAACUAAAGUAGAAGAACUAAAAUUGGGCAGAAAGUUUAGUUGUUGUUGUUGUUUAGUCGUUUAGUCGUGUCCGACUCUUCGUGACCCCAUGGACCAGAGCACUUCCACUGCCUCCCGCAGUUUGGUCAGACUCAUGUUUGUAGCUUCGAAAGUCUUCUCUUCUCAUGAGGUGGCCAAAGUAUUGGAGCCUCAGCUUCAGGAUCUGUCCUUCCAGUGAGCACUCAGGGCUGAUUUCCUUAAGAAUGGAUAGGUUUGAUCUUCUUGCAGUCCAUGGGACUCUCAAGAGUCUUUUCUUUCACUGUAUUGUUCGGGAUCAGGCGAAGAGGGUUUUUAUGCUCUUACCUUCUUUUGCUGGCAGGUGACUUGCGUGGUCAACAAUUUCCAGAGCAGCCCACCUACGGCCAAGAAAACAACCCCAACUGAAAGCAGCUUGCCCAGUGUCCCUGUCAUGGGCUUGCCCUGUGUGGACAGUUCCCUAGAAAAGUUGAGUGUGGCUCAGGUAAGCGGCAUCCCGCCCAGCAACCCUUGCCUACCUCCUGCUCUGCGACGUCCUGAAACAUCUCUACAACUUAUGCACAGACACACAGUUGGCUCCAGGUUUGGGGGUGGGCUGUGGGCAAAAUGUGGCCCUCCAUUGGGCUCCCUCCUCAGUCAGUGGGCCAUGACAGGCCUACAUGGCACAGUGGGAGCAGGAGUGGGGAGCAACUAGAGUUCUCUGAUCAACUGGCUUUAGCCACCACUUAAAUCCCAUACAGCAUCCCAGAGGAACACUAUGUUGGGGCAUUAUGGGAAAUUCCUCCAGUUUAGAUGCUAGACCCAGUUGCUUGGAGUGCUGGGUCUGAUAGAUAGAUAAAUAGAUAUAUCUUCUGAUAUACAUGUAAGGCUAUCAUCAUUCAGUCCUACUUGGAGAAUUUCUCAUCAGAACCCUGAGUUUGCAUGAAGUUAGGGUGGGGAAGGGCAGCAAAAGCAGGUUGUAAAAUGCCACUUUUAAACAGGAGCAUAGGUUGGACUAAAGGAAAAAGAGAAGGAGAAAGUGGUGAUUUGAAAGAAUGCAAAGGGUUUAAGUAGAGUGAGGAGGGGGUGACAGUGAGGGAUGGAAAGUGGCAAUUAAAAGCUUGAGCACUGGAAGGAGUAAGUUGGGAAAUGCUCUGUUGUGUUAGCUUCAGAUAGUCCAUAAGUAGCUUCCCACAAUCAUACAUUUCAUUCCUGGUGCCUUGUGUUGUCCUCAACAUGAAGUUCUGGGCUCGAUGCAGUAAUUUAGAAGAGAUAUUCUAUGGGGAAUUCCAUGAAUGACUACCUGAGUUCCACCAUGAAAGUGGCAUGUACCAUAAUACACCACACAAGGAGAAUUCAAAAGUCUCUGUUGCUUAGAGGCCCAUAUAAUCUUGGUGUGAUGGAAAGGACAAAACUGGGAGAAGACAUAAUGUGUCUAGUGAAAAAUGAGAGAUGAUAGCUGGAGGGAGUAAUCAGGAAGCAAGAAAGGAGGUUGUGGUAAUCCAGGAAAUGUUUGGGUGGAAGAAAUGGGUUUUAAGAGGGAAGGCAAAGACGAAAAACAGGUUGUCUCAGAUGUAGGGAGCAGCUCCAAAGUGACUGUUGAAGACUGGAGAGCAGAUGAAUUUGUGCAGAGGGAAGGGAGCAGGGGUUGAGGAAGAUGGGAGGGCAGAGCUAUAGAACAAGUUCACAUAAAGCAACCUCUUUUGUGUGAUGGGACAUGUCUGGCUGCCCAUCACAUGGUACCUAAGCUGUACUGCAGCCACUCUCUUAUCUCUCUGCUCCACUUCAGGAGUGGUCAAAGGGAGGACUGACUAGCUGUUGCCUUGAUGAACAACUGGGCAGCCGCUUUGGCAUGGUUUCUGAGAAUUGCCCUUCUUACAGGGAUAUCUGAAACCUGGUGAAUAUCAUCAUUCACGCAUGAGUACCCACCAUCACAGAUUAAUUCACGAUUGUCUGAAAGCAGAGUAUGUGUUUCCUCAGUUUUAGAAAUGUAUGAAUGAAUGCCAACAGCCAAACCAAGCUGACUAUAAACAUUCAUUGGUGUAUCCCCGAGCUUUCAGUUAUUCACAAAAUCUGUUUAGAUUGCCAACCUUUACACGUGAAUGUGACACACCCGAACUUUUCUUUUGGCCUCUUUUACGCUUACAACUGCUCUCUUUGUUAUUUUCUGCACCAGAGCUUUUACUCACUAAUAAUCUAUAUGCAUAGCACUGAGUUUUCCCUCCAUUCUAAACCACCUUUUCCCCCCCACUCCUUUUUAUCUCGAUAAGGAUUUGGGUCUCCAAUUCUCUAUCCAAGUAUGUAGCCUUGGUGAGGUUUGUGUGUCAGGGGUGUGUGUUUGUGUAACUUUUUCUCCUCCACCCACCCACCUCAUCAAAUUCUCUCUCUGUAGAUCAUGCCACGCAUUUCCUUUUAAUAUUGCCAGAAUCCAUCCCUUUCUGUUAUCAGUUGCUAAAUCGUUGCUUCGGGCUCUGAUUGUUUCUCAUCUGGGAUUCCCGUCAUGUUUUGUUUUCUGUCUGGCUCUCUCUCACCUUAAAUUUUUCAUUUCUCUUCCAAGUUCUGCUUGCUGAAUAAUCCAUACCGCAUGGCGGUGCUUUGA